Messenger RNA from Didymella exigua CBS 183.55, 685 nucleotides. RefSeq lists its product as uncharacterized. The record is from RefSeq and is a predicted model, not a curated record. The transcript has 2 exons. NCBI's taxonomy places the organism in Eukaryota, Fungi, Ascomycota, Dothideomycetes, Pleosporales, Didymellaceae. Gene Ontology annotation, cellular component: extracellular region. The coding region runs from base 57 to 626 and encodes 189 amino acids.
CGCACAUCCCCAAGCUCCAGACCGAGGUUAUUAACAGCCUAGAGACAUCCUUCAUCAUGCAUCUCCUCUCCAUUCUGGCCCUCAUCCCCACUGCCUUCUCCCUGGCAGUCCCUCAGUCCAUUCUUCCCACCGGCGAAACCGUCAAACAGGACAUCAUCAACAUCCAUAAUGCCGUGCUCGCCCUCGAUGCAACAGUACAAGCCUACGACGGCUCGCUCUUCCCCACGUCUCUAGUGGACGGCAUACCUGUGCUGCAGGGCAUAGCAAAGAUCCACAAAGUGAACCGCGCCGGAUUCCGGCACGCGCUUGCCGCGCUGCCGUUUAGCGUAAGCGAUUCAAAUGAUGUGAUCACCGCGGUGACGGACACUGUAAACAUUUCCAUCCCGGCCGCAACAGCGCAUCUCAAAGAGAAACUCCCAGCUUUUAGACAAAGCCUGUUGAUUCCUGUCGUGAUAGCGAGUCUAACGCUUUUACUGUCUGACCAUGACACGUUCAGUGUUGCGACGCUGGCGAAGGUGAGCCCUGGGGUGGGAGAGGCGAAGAUUCAGGAGGGUUCUGAUGGGGUUGCGAACAUCCACCAUGCGAUUCAGGAUGCGAUUUUAUUCUAUACUUUGAAUGUGGUGUGAAGUGAGCGUCACGAUCGUUAGUUUGGGGAGAAUGGAAGCCUGAGCGCAAGACAAGAUAU